This is a messenger RNA of Colletotrichum siamense, 726 nucleotides long. It is a transcript of the gene ATR10, whose product is annotated as Short-chain dehydrogenase/reductase ATR10. Gene Ontology annotation, molecular function: oxidoreductase activity. NCBI's taxonomy places the organism in Eukaryota, Fungi, Ascomycota, Sordariomycetes, Glomerellales, Glomerellaceae. The transcript has a single exon. Bases 1 to 726 code for a protein of 241 amino acids. The record is from RefSeq and is a predicted model, not a curated record.
AUGUCUAUCGCUCUAGUUACCGGAGGCAACGCAGGCAUCGGGGAAGCCGUCGUUCGUCUUCUGUCCAAGACUCCCAAUUUCCAUGUCAUCAUUGGAUCCCGCAAUCCCGACUCCGGUAUCGAGCUUGCCAACUCGCUCAAGAAGCAGGGUCACUCCGUUUCCUCUAUCCAACUAGACAUUACUUCUGAUGACUCGAUCAACAAUGCCAUUGACCACAUCACCAAUGUUCACGGCAAGCUCGAUGUCCUUGUCAACAACGCAGGGGUCGCUCUUGACACUAAGCCGGACGAAUUUGUGUCCACUCGAGACCUAUUCUCCAAGACAUUCAACACGAACGUCUUUGGCACUGCAGCCCUGACAGAAGCCGCUCUUCCGCUUCUCCGAAAGGGCAACCAUCCCCGUGUCAUCUUUCUUUCGUCUACGAUGGGCUCCCUUGAGGUUUCGGGAAACCCGGACACCUUUUUCUACAACAACGACUACAAGGCUUACGACGCCAGUAAAGCGGCGGUCAACAUGCUUUCGGUCAAUUAUGCUCGCAUCUUGAAGCCCUUUGGCGGAGUUUCUAACGCCGUCUGCCCGGGUCUGGUCAAAACAAAGAUGAACGGGUUCAUGGAGGCUGGUGAACCUGUGGAGGUUGGAGCCGAGCGCGUCAUCCAGCUUGCAACUGCUGCACCGGGUGGUCCUUCUGGAACCUUUUCGAACAGAGAGGGUGCAAUUCCUUGGUAA